GAUUGCUCUCCGCGCAAGUUUUUUUUUUUCUGCGGCCUGCGCUGGCCGUCUGUCCCGCCUUGCUUGUCGAUCCUGCAAUGUUGCUGCUGCCGCUGCCGAUGCGCAUAUCCCUGUGAUCUCUCCAGUCGGCCAGCGUAUUCGCACGCUAGUCCCACAGCCCCUCCCCGUCUGCAUCGAUUCCCUGCCAGCUCUUUCCCAGCCAAUCUUGCUUCUGGGCUGUGGAACGAGCGUUCACUCCCGUGUCCAGAAUCGCCGUAUCGAUCAAAGGCCGUUCCAGCGUUCUGCUUCCUUUUCGGCCUGUUGCUCUCCAGCCCCCCCCCCAUCCGAGCUUUCAACGGCCUAGUGUUGGACUAUGGCCAGCGUGCUUCGACCAACGCACGAGCGCUCUUAUCAGAUGGAUCACAACCGCCAAGACAGCGACUCUAUCUUCCAGGAUGGCCGGUCUAUGCUGUCGUCUUCGCCUCAGCAGCUAGACCGGACCCUGUUCCUCGACCAGCCAUCCUCGGCCGGCCCUGCAACCCCCAUCGUCGAUCCCGCUCGCAAGGCCUCCAAAAACUCGAUAUUCGAGGUCUCCCAUGCCAUCCCCAAGCCGCUCUCGAAAAUGUCGGCUGAGGAAGCAUACCAACUGCUUUCCCCCUCGGCAACCCCUGUCACCCCGGCCCCGUCCGGCGAUAAGCGUCCCUCACGCAACUCCAUCUUCGAGGUUUCGCAUGCCAUCCUCAAGCCCGCCCUCAAAAUGACGCCCCUGGAGGUCGAGUCCCUCCGAAGGGGCACUUAUUCGGAGGCCAACACCGGCAGCCCCCAAGCCACUUCAGGUGCCUUCGAUAGUAUCACCAUCCCCGUUGCCUCGCCAUCCUUCCAGAACCACAGCAGCUAUGUUUCCUUGGGCAUUGUCCCAAGCGACAGCCCACGGGAAAUCACCAGCCCCGGCCGCCCGCCUCCCUUCCUGGCCAUGCCCUUCACUGCCGCUUCCCCAAGCGAAACGGACCAUUCGUUCGCCGGCAGCGGCCUGGACUGGGCCUUUAUCGACAAUCCCGCCGCCCGUGGCAUGCGAAAGUCGCACACCCAGCCCUUUUCGAUUCUGGGCGAGGGCAGUACUAGCAGCAGUACCGGCAGCGGCGGCGAUAGUUACAAUCCGUGGGUCGUCUCCUCGCCAGUCUCGUCCCCAACCACGACAGAUGCACCGCCAUUGCCGAUAAAACCCAACCACAGCCGCUUUGCCUCAAAUCCAGUGCGCCAGCUCACGGUGCCUGCAGAUCUUUCCAGCAUCACCAUCCCCAGGGACAACGACAACAUCAGCCUGGCCUUCAUCCCGUCUCGACAGAACUUUCUCGGCGAGGGCCGCUAUGCUUCGGUUUACGUCGGACACUACAUUCUGCACGACGACGCCGAUGGCUCGAACUCGUCCAGAGCCCCGGCCACGACCGCCACGACCGCCAUCCAGGGAACAGAAUGCGACUUCAAGCCAUGUGCCGUCAAGGCCCUGCACGCGACCGAGGAGAGCCAAGCCAUCGGUCUGUGCGAAUACGAGAUGCUUCGGCGGCUCAAGCACCCGUUUGUCAUCAAGCUCAUCGGCUUCAAGCGAAGUGGAGACUUGGCGCAGCCCGACCUCGCCAGCGAGGCUGCCCAUCUGUCCUCGCAGUCAAAGUCGCUCCGACGCAAGAGUUUCUUUGAAAAUACAGCAGCAGCAGCAGGGAUCCCGGAUUCCAACAUGCUUCUGAUCCUGGAGUAUCUGCCCAACGGCAGUCUGUGGGACUGGUCGCAGAAGAACCCGACCGCUGUCGGCCGCAAGCUCUUUGUCAAGUGGGCUGCAGAGCUGCUCUCGGCCAUAGAGCACACCCACAGCCUCGGCAUCAUCCACCAUGACAUCAAGCCGCACAACAUCCUUCUCACCGAGUUCCUGGACAUCCGGCUGGCCGACUUUGGAAACGCGUGCCGGAUUCCUGAACCGCAAACCCCACGAUCGCCCGAGGUUCAGGACUACGCCGGAUCGCCCGUCGUCGCAUCGAUUCCGUUCCAGCUCCGCGACGGCCUGGGACGAGGCACACAGGCCUACACUGCGCCCGAGCUGUUCACCACCGAUCCCUACGGCACCGCCGUCGAUGUCUAUUCCGCCGGUGUGACCCUCUACACCCUCAUCUCGCUUGUCGAGCCCUUCAGCCGCUCCAAGACCAGCGUGCAGAUGCUCCUCGGAAUCCGGCGUGGAUUCUUUGAGUCUGGUCUGCAGGCGCACGAGGAGCUGGACGAGCGUCUGGUCCGGUUCGGCAGUGGCGAGAAGGUCGAGAGGCUGAUCUGCGAUGCAGUCACCCAAAUGGUCAAGUUUGCCCCGGCCGAGCGCGGCUCAGCCAAGUAUUUCGCUCGCCUGUUUCACGAUCUCUGAGGCUGUCCUUGCGUGGUUGUAUUGCUUAUCGAACCUCUGGACACCAAAGGACACUGGCGCACCAAAGGACGUUAGAUGCCGUCUCAUCAUUUCGGGGGGGGGGGUUUUUUACUUUGACUUGCUGCUGCUUUUGGGAUGGGUCAUGGUGCGCGGCUGCGUGCUCUCGUUCGCUGACACUGCGGCUCGUGCUUUGAUUCUUGUCCGGGCGACUCUGUUUCUUUUCUGUUUCUGUCGAACCGAGCCAAUGUACGCUUUACACAUGGGCAAAAUGGACACCUUUCAUAUUCCCGCAUGUCAGCGCAGUAUGGG
This is a messenger RNA of Polychytrium aggregatum, 2689 nucleotides long. RefSeq names its product kinase-like domain-containing protein. Gene Ontology annotation, biological process: protein phosphorylation; mitotic DNA damage checkpoint signaling. Lineage: Eukaryota; Fungi; Chytridiomycota; Chytridiomycetes; Polychytriales. Gene Ontology annotation, cellular component: nucleus; cytoplasm. The record is from RefSeq and is a predicted model, not a curated record. The transcript is spliced from 2 exons. Gene Ontology annotation, molecular function: ATP binding; protein serine/threonine kinase activity. Bases 353 to 2380 code for a protein of 675 amino acids.